CUAAUUCUUCAAUUGCAUAAUCCAUAAUUCAAAAUCCCCCUUUUUUCACUUCUUGAAUCCUGAAUGUGAUGAUCAAACAAUCCCUUCCGUUAAUCAAAUUCAUUCCAUUUGCAAGAAAAUCUAAGCACACCCUUUUCACAUUCCACUGCAAUUUCUCCAUAAAAAUGGCUUCUUUAACUGCCAGAGCCACAGCCACUGUUCAAAAUGUUCCAGGUCUAACCCCUGAAGAAAUGGAGAGAGUUUGUGAACAGACUUUCCAGAGAUAUUCUUUGAGUGAUUUGGGUAAGAGGAAAGGUAAAGGGGUUGCUAUUGUUUGGUUCAGGAAUGAUUUGAGAGUGUUGGAUAAUGAAGCUCUUUUAAGAGCUUGGGUUUCUUCUGAAGCAAUCUUGCCUGUGUAUUGUGUUGAUCCUAGGCUUUUUGGAACCACCCAUUACUUUGGAUUGCCCAAAACUGGAGCAGCUUUAAGGGCUCAAUUCCUCAUAGAGUGCUUAAAUGACUUGAAAAGGAACUUAGUGAAGCGGGGACUUGACUUAUUAAUUCAACAUGGUAAACCAGAAGAGAUUAUCCCUUCCCUGGCGAAAGCAUAUGAGGCACACACAGUGUAUGCCCAUAAGGAAACAUGCAGUGAGGAAGUAAAAGGAGAAAAAUUGGUCACCAGAAAUCUGCAAAGAUUUGCAUCACCGUCAUCUGGUGGACUAGGCAAUGAGCCACGAUCUAUAAACACUACUAAGCUGGAAUUAGUCUGGGGUAGUACAAUGUAUCAUAUAGAUGAUCUUCCAUUUGACUGUGAGAGUUUACCAGAUGUGUACACUCAGUUCCGUAAGUCGGUGGAAUACAAAUCCAAAAUUCGUAAUUGCACUAGACUCCCAGCAUCAUUUGGUCCUCCACCAGAGGUUGGGGAUUGGGGACAUGUCCCACAAGUUACUGAGCUCGGGCUUCAGCAGGAAAAGGUUUCUAAAGGAAUGAACUUUAUUGGCGGUGAAAGUGCUGCACUGGGUAGGGUACAUGAUUACUUUUGGAAGAAGGAUUUAUUAAAAGUGUAUAAAGAGACUCGAAAUGGAAUGUUAGGACCUGAUUAUUCUACAAAGUUCUCUCCUUGGCUUGCUUCAGGAAGCCUGUCUCCCCGUUUUAUAUAUGAAGAGGUGAAAAGAUAUGAGAAGGAAAGACUAUCAAAUGAUUCGACAUACUGGGUUUUGUUUGAAUUAAUAUGGAGGGAUUACUUCAGAUUUCUCUCAGUAAAACUAGGAAAUUUGCUUUUUCAAGCAGGAGGCCCUCAAAAAGUAAAUAUUAACUGGAGGCAAGACCAAACCAUGUUUGAUGCCUGGAGACGAGGUCAAACCGGGUAUCCUUUAAUUGAUGCCAAUAUGAAAGAACUAGCUGCUACUGGAUUCAUGUCGAAUCGAGGACGACAGAUUGUGUGCUCUUUUCUUGUUCGAGAUAUGGGCAUUGACUGGCGGAUGGGAGCUGAAUGGUUUGAGACAUGCCUCUUGGAUUAUGAUCCAUGCUCCAACUAUGGCAACUGGACAUAUGGAGCAGGUGUUGGCAAUGACCCUAGAGAAGACCGUUACUUCAGCAUUCCGAAGCAAGCUCAAAACUAUGAUCCUGAGGGGGAGUUUGUUGCAUACUGGUUGCCAGAGUUAAGAGCACUUCCGAGAGAGAAAAGACACUCUCCUGGAAUGAUGUACUUAAAUCCAAUUGUAGCUCUCAAACAUGGAUAUACUAAGAAGACUGGUGAUUCGAAAACGGCCUUUUCAUCAAGAAGAGGCAGACCAGAAGACAAUAGACGAAAGUGGCACGGAGAUGGGAGAACGUACUAGCGCUGCUGCCAACAUAGGCUACUGAUUUUCAGGUCAUAAGUCACAAAACCGCAACUGAGAUGAGAAAGUUUAGCUGCAUAAUAGAGCCUUGGAAUCUAGCAUUUAAAUUAUACAAAAAAAGUCUGAUCCUAGAAAUCACUGCUACAAUUCUACUUUUACAAACUCUAUGCUGCAGUGAAGAAUAUUGUCAUUUAUUCUUAAUUGUUUUUCCAAAAUGAAGGAUAUUAUAUUGAUUUUUUUUGAGAAAACUUGAUGAGAGUUCAACAGAUAUUUGGAGGUUGGUGUGAUAUAAUUUAAGGAGGUGAAAGUUGGGUCAUGCACUGUCUUUGUUGGA
This is a messenger RNA of Solanum dulcamara, 2151 nucleotides long. Its product is annotated as cryptochrome DASH, chloroplastic/mitochondrial. Gene Ontology annotation, molecular function: FAD binding; DNA photolyase activity; DNA binding. The record is from RefSeq and is a predicted model, not a curated record. The transcript is spliced from 13 exons. Gene Ontology annotation, biological process: photoreactive repair. Bases 69 to 1817 code for a protein of 582 amino acids. NCBI's taxonomy places the organism in Eukaryota, Viridiplantae, Streptophyta, Magnoliopsida, Solanales, Solanaceae.